Nymphalis io (European peacock) is the source of this 1895-nucleotide messenger RNA. RefSeq names its product T-complex protein 1 subunit zeta (gene CCT6). Gene Ontology annotation, cellular component: chaperonin-containing T-complex. Gene Ontology annotation, molecular function: ATP-dependent protein folding chaperone; ATP binding; ATP hydrolysis activity. Lineage: Eukaryota; Metazoa; Arthropoda; Insecta; Lepidoptera; Nymphalidae. The record is from RefSeq and is a predicted model, not a curated record. The transcript is spliced from 6 exons. Gene Ontology annotation, biological process: protein folding. Bases 98 to 1693 code for a protein of 531 amino acids.
UAUCUGUAUUUCCGUUUUAAAGUGUGACUUCAGACAGGAGCCUUCUUUCUAUAAUUCUAUCGUUUUGGUUUAAUUUUAUUCGUGAAAACUUUAAACCAUGGCUGCUAUAAGCUUAUUAAAUCCUAAAGCCGAGUUUGCUAGGGCAGCACAAGCUUUGGCUGUAAAUAUUUCAGCAGCUAAAGGUAUACAAGAUGUGAUGAGAACUAACCUAGGACCAAAGGGUACAAUGAAAAUGUUGGUAUCGGGAGCAGGUGAUAUCAAAAUAACAAAGGAUGGCAACGUUCUGUUGCAUGAGAUGCAGAUCCAACACCCGACGGCGUCGCUGAUUGCGCGAGCAUCCACAGCGCAAGAUGAUGCAACCGGUGACGGCACUACCUCUACUGUGUUGCUUAUAGGAGAGCUGUUAAAACAAGCUGAUAUUUAUAUAAGUGAAGGAUUACAUCCAAGGAUUUUAACCGAGGGAUUUGAUGUUGCUCGAACCAAAGCACUUGAAGUUUUGGAAUCCAUGAAAAUUCCAAUUGAAGUAAAGAGAGAGAAUCUUCUAGAUGUGGCACGUACAUCAUUGAAAACAAAGGUACAUUCCAGCUUGGCUGAUGUGUUAACGGAUGCUUGUGUGGAUGCUGUUCUUGCUAUUCGUACCCCUGGUAAACCUGUAGACCUUCAUAUGGUUGAACUCAUGGAAAUGCAGCAUAAAACUGCUACUGAAACAACCCUUAUCAAAGGCAUAGUUAUGGACCAUGGUGCCCGCCAUCCGGACAUGCCAAAGCGUGUCGAAAAUGCUUAUAUUUUGACAUGCAACGUAUCUCUGGAAUAUGAAAAGACAGAAGUUAACUCAGGUUUCUUUUACAAAUCAGCAGAAGACAGAGAGAAGCUUGUAGCUGCUGAAAGAGAUUUCAUUGAUCAGAGAGUUAAGAAGAUUAUUGCUUUGAAGAAAAAGCUCUGUGAUGGUACUGACAAAUCUUUUGUGGUCAUCAAUCAAAAGGGAGUGGAUCCACUUUCAUUAGAUGCUUUUGCCAAAGAAGGUAUUGUUGCUCUACGUAGAGCCAAGAGGCGUAAUAUGGAACGUUUGUCUCUCGCAUGUGGUGGAAUAGCAAUGAACUCAGUUGAUGACCUCACAGAGGAGUGUCUUGGAUUUGCAGGACUAGUGUAUGAGCAUAUCUUAGGUGAAGAGAAAUACACUUUUGUUGAAGAGUGCAAAAAUCCUCAGUCAGUAACAAUUCUUAUAAAGGGCCCUAAUAAACACACUCUCAUUCAGAUUAAAGAUGCUGUCCGUGACGGUCUCAGAGCUAUCAAUAAUGCAAUUGAAGACAAAUGUGUCAUACCUGGAGCCGGUGCAUUUGAAAUUAAGGUCAACUUGGAGUUACAGAAAUAUAAGGAUACUGUUAAAGGAAAGUCUCGUCUUGGCAUACAAGCAUAUGCUGAAGCAUUAUUAGUUAUUCCUAAAACUCUCGCUGUUAACUCAGGUUAUGAUGCUCAAGAUACCAUCGUAAAACUUCAAGAGGAAUCACGCUUAAGCCCUGAUCCUGUUGGUUUGGAUCUUAACACUGGUGAAGCUAUUAAACCAAGUGAUAUGGGUAUUUAUGAUAAUUAUAUUGUGAAAAAACAAAUCCUUAACUCAUGUUCAGUUAUAGCUAGCAAUCUUCUCCUCGUCGAUGAAAUCAUGAGAGCUGGCAUGUCAAGUCUUAAGGGGUAGUGUCUUUUAAAACUUAUAAUUUGCUACACCAAUAUUAAUAAAUAUUAUUAUUACUUACUUAACAUGAGUUCACUUCAAGCAUUUAUGCAUUAAAAAUUGUAUUAAUUUCUUUCUAUAAUACUAAAUAUAUGCUUUGAAAGCAUUAUGAAGAUAGUGCUUGCAUCUUUAUUUUAAAUAUAAUAUUAAUUGCUAUGAAUAAAAU